UUGUGCAGGAAUGAAGCGCUAGCUACCUACAUGUUUAUUACAACUCAGAUAAAUUAUCAUAUUUAUACAUGUAGGCAGUGUGUUUAUGUGAAAUAUAAUAAACUAGAAUUAGUAUUUUGUUUCUGAAAAAUAAACUCCGUGCAUGAGUUUGUAAGCUAAUUAUUUUUUUUAGUUUGCUAGCAAAGCUAGGCUAGCUAAAAAAAAAUCCGCACACACUUGUUUGUUUUCCCUCAUUUUUUAAAAGUUUAAUUCUGUAAAAAUGAUUGAUGAGGAACCGGAGAGAGCAAAGCGCUGGGAAGGAGGUUAUGAAAGAACAUGGGAGGUGCUGAAGGAGGAUGAGUCCGGGUCCCUGAAAGCCACCGUAGAGGACAUUCUCUUCGAGUCCAAACGGAAGAGAGUGUUUGAGACUCAUGGGCAGGUUCGGCUGGGAAUGAUGCGCCACCUGUACCUGGUGAUCGACUCGUCUCGGACGAUGGAGGACCAGGACCUGAAGCCUAACAGACUCACGUCCUCUCUGAAGCUCAUGGAGUAUUUUGUUGAAGAAUAUUUUGACCAGAACCCCAUCAGUCAGAUUGGAAUCAUCACCACCAAGAACAAACGAGCUGAGAAACUCACCGACCUCGCAGGAAACCCGAAGAAGCACAUAGCGGCGUUGAAGAAAGCCGUGGACUCGGGGUGUGUGGGCGAGCCGUCUCUUUACAACGCUAUCAGCAUCGCCAUGCAGACGCUCAAACACAUGCCAGGACACACCAGCCGAGAGAUUCUAGUCAUCUUCAGUAGUCUGACCACCUGCGAUCCAUCCAACAUCUACGACCUCAUCAAGACGCUGAAAUCGCUUAGAAUCCGAGUGUCUGUGAUCGGACUGUCUGCUGAGGUCCGGGUGUGUACCGUUCUCACCAGAGAAACAGGAGGAAGCUACAACGUGAUCCUGGACGAGAGCCACUUUAAGGAGCUGCUGACGUUCCACGUGAAGCCUCCUCCUGCCAGCUCCUCCUCCGAGUGCUCACUCAUCCGCAUGGGUUUCCCUCAGCACGUCAUCGCUUCUGCGUCUGAUCAGGACGCCAAGCCUUCCUUCAGCAUGUCGCACUUGGAGAGCUCAGACGGAGGGCCAGGACUCAGUCUCGGUGGUUAUUACUGUCCCCAGUGCAGAGCCAAAUACAGUGAGCUGCCUGUGGAGUGUAAAGUGUGUGGUCUGACGCUGGUCUCUGCCCCUCACCUGGCUCGCUCCUUCCACCAUCUCUUCCCCCUGGAAGCGUUUCAGGAGUGUCCUCUAGAGGAGCACACAGGAGACAGGUUCUGUCAAGCCUGUCAAGGAGAGCUGAAGGACAAAAGUGUGUUCGUGUGUCCAGUGUGUGCGAGUGUGUUCUGUGUGGAGUGUGACGUGUUUAUUCAUGACACGCUCCACUGUUGUCCGUGCUGUAUACAGAAACAGGGGGCUUCCUGAGGACGGAGUUUAAAUAACACACACGCGCACACAUCCCACAUUCCUCAGCUACGCUUCUGCUUUUUACUGGAACCUUCUGGAUUCACUGGAAGAUUACAGCUUUCGGCGAAGAAGCUGAUUCACAAUUGUGUGUGCGCGCCUGAUUUUCGUGCACCUAAAAUGGGUGUGAAAUGUGUGUCAACUAAAUUAUACAUCAUAGAUCAAGGUCAGGUGACUCCACUGCUUCCAGCCGUAUUAUCACACACACCUACCUCAUAAAGAUCCUGAUUAGAUGGGUAAUAAACAGCUAUUAGGAACAGGGUGUAUGGUGUUAUUGUACUGUCUGUCUGCUGGCUGUAAGAGCCUGGAGACGCCCAGCGUUCCCAAACGUGAGCAGCGGGGCUCCCAGGAAGCCACUGGAGCAAAAUUCGCUGUGCUUUCUAAGUGGGAGGGGCAAACUUUUUGUUCUCUCGUCAGUCACAGCGAUACUAGCCAAUCGUGGGUGUCGGUGAGGUUCGGUAUGCGGAAGAGGGUUGAUGGUGCUUUCACCCUACCAGGUGGGUGGGAAUUGACAGCACUGAUUUAAAGAAAAUGGUAUUGAAUUCUGAAUACAAAACAAUUUGGAAAUAGUUUUACCACACUGAAGUUGAUUAUUUUCUCAUUACAGCAUGUUCCUAAGUGUCCUACUGUUCUUGCACAACAAUUUGUUAACUAUUUUUGUUUAUUAAAUAAUGACUCAUUUUUUUUUAUCCUUUUAAUGUUGUGGCUUGUAUUCGUGUGUGUGUGUGUGUGUGUGUGUGUGUGUUAGAGUAAGACAGUAUGGAUUCAGAGGAAAAAAAAACAACCCAUACACCUGUCCAUCAUUCCUGGUGUACUGUACACUCCUGCAUAUUAUAAAUCCUGGAGUUAUCUAGACUGCUCAUUUUAAUAGAAGGUAAAAUACGGUAUUGUUUUUCAAGACGCAGUACGCGCACUCUGUGACGGAAUGAGACUAAAAUCCCAAAUUAAUAAUUACAUUACCUCACAUCCACAUGUAAAACUAAUGUGGUCGGAAUAGGGCUCUGGAAGGACAUUUUCCAGAAAAGCUUUGUGUCAGUAUUUAUUAUGGUGAGAGAGAAAAAGAGUGAGUAAUUAAAAUCACUGGGUU
Neoarius graeffei (lesser salmon catfish) is the source of this 2570-nucleotide messenger RNA. RefSeq names its product general transcription factor IIH, polypeptide 2 (gene gtf2h2). Gene Ontology annotation, cellular component: transcription factor TFIIH holo complex; transcription factor TFIIH core complex. The coding region runs from base 260 to 1444 and encodes 394 amino acids. The transcript has 15 exons. Gene Ontology annotation, biological process: regulation of transcription by RNA polymerase II; nucleotide-excision repair; DNA-templated transcription. NCBI's taxonomy places the organism in Eukaryota, Metazoa, Chordata, Actinopteri, Siluriformes, Ariidae. The record is from RefSeq and is a predicted model, not a curated record. Gene Ontology annotation, molecular function: zinc ion binding.